AGAAGACGUCGACAAUCAUCCUCGACGCCUCAGCGACCCAAUUCAGCUCGCCCCACAGCGUCACCAAAGAAGCCGCCACCAAUCCCCAAAGCCACGGAGGCUGAUGCGCGCAAGCACCGCAUCCCACCGGGAUACUCCCUCAAGAACUGGGACCCUUCAGAGGAGCCGAUCAUGCUCCUAGGGAGUGUCUUCGAUGCUAACAGCCUUGGCAAGUGGAUCUACGACUGGACGGUUUACCAUCACGGCCCGGCAACUCCCAUCGCUGAUAUGGCGGGCGAGCUAUGGUUGCUCCUCAUUCAACUCGCGGGCAAGGUCAAGCGCGCCGAGGAGUGCAUGCCUCGAAUCCGGAAGGAGGAGAACAGAGAUAUGGUUGAGGAUUUCAUCGAAUCAGGGGAGAGAUUAACCGAUAAAUUAAAGAAGUUGUUAAAGGCGUGUGAGACGCCGAUGUUGAAGGCGGGCAGGAGGAACGGCAAGGAUUCGGCGCAGCUGGGCAAGAAUGCAGGGACAGAGUUUGUGGACUCCAUCUUCGGACGAGAUCGACAACUCGAUGCCACCGAGAAGUUCAUGGCAUCCAUCCGCCUAUGGAAUCUACGAUUCGAUGCCAACUGCGAGGAGAUUUUACGACGA
Messenger RNA from Amorphotheca resinae ATCC 22711, 627 nucleotides. RefSeq lists its product as hypothetical. The annotation marks the transcript as partial. NCBI's taxonomy places the organism in Eukaryota, Fungi, Ascomycota, Leotiomycetes, Helotiales, Amorphothecaceae. The transcript has a single exon. The record is from RefSeq and is a predicted model, not a curated record.